This is a messenger RNA of Durio zibethinus, 2218 nucleotides long. The record is from RefSeq and is a predicted model, not a curated record. NCBI's taxonomy places the organism in Eukaryota, Viridiplantae, Streptophyta, Magnoliopsida, Malvales, Malvaceae.
UAUUCAGUGGAUACUUUAUUGUCUUGUCCCUCUUCCCAUCGGAAUCUCAAGAACAAGUGCAAGACAACAAGACACUAUAACAAAUUCUGGCUUAUGCUCUCACAACUUCUUGACAGUAAGUCCAUUUCUACAAGCUAGACAGAAAAAGUUCUUGGACCUUUAUCUCUUUUCUUAUAUUCUUGCAUGUACUAAGCCUUUCAUUAAAGCAUAUUUUUCUUUCAUUUUUAUCAUCAUUUAUAUUCUAAAGUUUCAUCACCUAAUUAUGGUGCCAAAAUAGAUUCACCUCUUAAACUGGCAAUUGCCUUAAAAAUUAUUCCUAAAAUCUGCACAACACUUGCCAUUGCUCUCAGCAUUUCAUUUUUGUAUCUUUGUGUGCAUAAAAAUGCAGAAAUAUGUAACAUAUACUUACUGCUUUCUGCUUAUUGCCCCUUUCUGAAAUUAUCAGAAAUAUGUUCAGUUUGGAUUAUAGUAAUAGAACUUAUGGUAACUCUUUGAUGUCUUUUAUGGCUAUAUUUGGAAAUUUUUCAUGAUCAAACUUGUUGGUACUAAGCUUGGAUUGUAGUAAUAAAACUUAGCACAAUGUUGGUACUUUAAAAAAAAAAGAAGUCAAUGUGGAUAAAAGUUGAAAUAAAGUGAGAUCGGUGCAUUAAUGGACUGGAUUGACUUGAUAUCUAAUGAAAUGUGACUUUAUUUAAUUAUGUGCUCAAAUUCUUCUAUGGGAUUAUACAUUUAUGUACUAACAAUAAGCAAAUCUUGACUUGGAUUAUUAGAUUUCAAUAAAGGGAGGCUCUUUAUAAACAACAAAAAUGUAUGGCAAAAUUCAAGGGCCGAUAAUAAAAGUAGGUGGCUUGAAAGAUCAUCUUUUUUGGUACUACUACUUCACAUGUGGAAAAUUUCCAUGAACAAUUGAAACUGAAUAGUCAUAAAACUCAUGAUUAUUUUUUAACUUUAAUGAUCAUUAGUAGGAUUUUUAUCUCUUACCUUGCUCAUCUUUUGUUUUUUUCCUAAAGAUCAAAUUAAGAGCUUCUUCUGCCUAUAAUUAAUUCUUUCUUUGUGCUUGAUUUCUGGCAAGUGGUGACCCUGGUGCAAGAAAAUGAUUGAGCGAUGAAAACGAGAAAGUCAUAUGAAAGAACUGGACGAAAAGGAAAUGGUUGAGUUUGAUUAUGAAGAACUUGUAAAAGCGACCCAAAGUUUCUCACCAUCAAGACUGAUUGGCAAAGGCAGCCAUGGAGCGGUCUACCAAGGCAUUCUUCAAGAUAACCAAGUAGUGGCCGUAAAGAGAUCAUCCAUCAAUGGUGUUGAGGCACAACGUGACAACUUGAAGAAGCUAAACAAUGAAAUAUCUAUAUUGUCAUCUUUACGUCAAAGUUCUCACAUCAUUAGCUUUCUCGGAGCUGCCGCUCAUGACUCAGCCAACGACGACGAGCUUUUGGUGAUGGAGUUGAUGCCUAAUGGUUCUUUGCAUGAUUUGCUACACUCUGGAGCCUCCCAACCCUCGUGGCCUAAACGUGUAGAGAUCAUUAUGCAAAUAGCAAGGGCGGUUCAGUUCCUCCAUGAAGGCAAGCCUUUGGUCAUCCAUAGGGAUAUUAAAUCUGCUAAUAUUUUGCUUGAUUUAACUUGGACUGCUAAAUUGGCUGACUUUGGACUCGCAGUCUCGCUCUCGCCAACAGACUCGCUGAGUCAGGCGACUCAACCAGCCGGCACUAUUGGGUACUUGGACCCCUGUUACAGCGCCCCUGACAAACUGAGCACUAAAAUCGACGUGUUUAGUUUAGGGGUUGUUUUCUUAGAAAUUAUUUGCGGUAGAAAAGUCAUUGAUGUCUCCAAAGCCCCGGCUUCAAUAGUUGAAUGGGCAAUUCCAUUAGUUAAAAAGCAAAGGAUGAUGGAUAUCUGCGACCCCAGAACUCGAUUUCCAACGUACAUGGAAGGCAUGAUCAGGAGAAUAUUGAGCGUGGCAUCACGUUGUUUGUCAGAACAGGAAGACAACCGUCCUUCAAUUGGAGAAAUUAUCAUGGCAAUGGAGACUUGUUCCAUUGAACGAGUCAGAACUAUUACUACUUGGAGUAGCAUCUUGCAGAACUUGGUUCUAAUCAGGAGGCGGCCAAAGAGUAGACAAUGUAGGGCCAUUCAUGCAAACCAGCAAGGUGAUGUUAAUAGCGACGUUUCAAGAGGGAAAAUGUUGCUAAAGGAGAUAUUAGCAGAUGUUAUGUUGAAAUGA